UCCAUGUAAACAAACACAAAGCACACACUGGGCAUGCGUCACUGGAAUAAUGGAGGACUGUCUUUGCUCCCCGGACUGAUGAUGUCUGUAUUUCUACUCUACUACCUGUGAUCUGAGAAAAUAACUCGUCAACAUUUCAGCGUGUGUAAGAGUUCAGGCCAAAGUAACAAUCCCAAGAUGACCACAGACAUGCCAGCCCAAAGCCUGGGCUCGAGGAUAAUGGCGUUCACCCCCUCCAAAGAGGAGUUCAGGGACUUCAGCCGGUACAUUGCCUAUAUGGAGUCACAAGGAGCACACAAAGCUGGAAUGGCAAAAGUUAUUCCACCGAAAGGCUGGAAACCUAGACGGACAUAUGAUGAUAUCGAUGACCUAGUGAUUCCUGCUCCCAUUCAGCAGGUGGUGACCGGCCAGUCAGGACUGUUCACACAGUACAACAUCCAAAAGAAGCCAAUGACUGUCCACGAGUUCCGCAAGACCUCCAACAUGGACAAGUUCUGCAAUCCCCGAUACGUAGAUUUUGAGGAGCUGGAGAGGAAGUUUUGGAAGAACCUGACCUUCAACCCACCCCUUUAUGGGGCUGAUGUCAGUGGAACGCUGUAUGAUCCAGAUGUGACUGAAUGGAACAUCGGCCGUCUCAACACCAUUCUGGACACUGUGGAGAAUGAGAGUGGGAUCAAGAUCAAGGGAGUCAACACACCAUACCUCUAUUUUGGGAUGUGGAAGAGUGCCUUCGCGUGGCACACAGAGGACAUGGAUCUGUACAGCAUCAACUACCUGCACUUUGGAGAGCCAAAGUCCUGGUAUGUUGUCCCACCAGAGCAUGGGAAAAGACUGGAGCGACUUGCCAAGGGUUUCUUUCCAGGGAAUGCUCAGAGCUGUGAAGCCUUCCUGCGCCACAAGAUGACUUUAAUUUCACCCUCAAUCCUGAAAAAAUAUGGCAUACCAUUUGAGAAGGUCACUCAGGAGGCUGGUCAGUUCAUUGUGACGUUCCCAUUUGGCUAUCAUGCUGGUUUCAACCAUGGCUUCAACUGUGCUGAGUCGACCAACUUUGCCACCCAGCGUUGGAUUGAUUACGGCAAACAGGCGACACUGUGUUCGUGCCGUCAGGACAUGGUGAAGAUCUCCAUGGAUGUGUUUGUACGCAGGUUUCAGCCCGAUCGUUACAAGCUGUGGAAAGCAGGGAAAGAUAACACUCCUAUCGACCACUCCAAACCCACACCGGAGGCUGCUGAGUUUCUGAAAGAAGACAAGACGGAGCCUUCAAAAGAGAGUCCCAGUGAAGCUGGAUCUGAGGAGCCCACUACUCCUGUCCAGGAGGACAAAAGUCCAAAGCCUCAGGCUGGGACAAAGCGUCAGCUUGAUGCUAUUGAAGCCUCUGAAGACAUCAAACCUGAGCUGACCGUGAAGGAGACUGAGGAGGUGGAGCCACAGAAGGCCAAGCUGUCACGCAAGGAGUCUCUAACUAAAGUCCCUGUCAAGCCAGAGAAAGACGCAGACAAAGUCACGGCGGAGCCUAAGAAGGAGAAAGACGCCAAGACGCAGACUAAAUCUCAGUCCAAAGCCAGCACUAAGAAAACUUCAAACAGACGAAGUCCUUCAAAAAAAGAGAAGUACAGCGUGUCGGCUGCAGACGUCUGUCCUCCUGAGCCUGUUGAGAGCCAGGUGGUGGCUCUGUGCUCUGAGGAGGCAGGCAGCAGCGAGGAACCUCAGCUGGGCAGCAGCUGCAGCCCGGCACACAAACUGUUUCAGAGGACGCUGAGCCCCGCGGACGUCCUGCACGUUCACAGCUAUGCCAAAGGAGACUAUGCAGAGGGAGAAGCCCUGCCCAAGGAGGAGAAGAAGAGUGAGGGCAGUGACAACGAAAUGGAGAAAGACAACAGACAUUUUAGCAAAGCACAGGUGGCAGAAGAGGUGGCUGCAGAUGGACAGCCAGAGAGUGAUCUGGGGCAGCUGCCAGGCCACCAUCCACUACUAAAGGACGGCAUGAGUGACGAAGAGGCUCAGGAGUCCCCCCCAGUAGAGGAGGGUGGUCUUGAAGGGGAGAGCUGGGCUAAACCUCUGGCUCACCUGUGGCAGAGCAGACCUCCCAACCUGAAGAAAGAGAAGGAGUACAACCAGCACAUGGGCUCCAAACCUCCAUACUGCUCCAUCUGCAUGCUGUUCCACACGUACCAGCAGACUGAAUGUGCGAACAGUGUAGACAGUCCUGUCGUGGUGGCUGGUGGGCGGAUGCGGACCAAACCUCUGAUCCCAGAGAUGUGUUUCACCACCACCACAGAGGAGGACUCUGAGUGUGAGGAGCAGCCCGUCACACCUCAUCUAGAGGAAGAUGGAACCAGCCUCCUCAUCAGCUGCUCUCAGUGCAGCGUCCGGUUUCACACCAGCUGUUACGGCGUGGAUCCAGCCAGUGUGAGCAAGGAGUGGAAAUGUGCGCGCUGCAAAGCCAACGCCAUGACUGAGAAUUGCUGUUUGUGUUCGCUGAGAGGCGGAGCCUUGCAGAAAGCGAACAACAACAAGUGGGUACACGUGCUGUGUGCAGUGGCUGUGCUGGAGGCACGCUUUGUCAACAUCACUGAAAGAAGUCCUGUCGAUUUAAGUGGAAUCCCUUUGCAGAGAUUUAAACUGAAAUGUUACUACUGCAAGAAGCGAAUGAAGAAGGCGUCGGGCUGCUGCGUGCAGUGCUCUCAUGGCCGCUGUCCCACUGCCUACCACCCCACCUGUGCCCAGGCUGCUGGAGUACUCAUGCAGCCAGAUGAAUGGCCCUUUGUGGUCCAUGUUACCUGCUGUCGACACAAAGGCCCCACUCAGAUUGAGCGCAAUAAAGCAGCCAUGCAUGAACUUACUGUGGGACAGAAGGUGAUAUGCAAGCACAAGAAUGGCCGCUACUACCAGUGUGAUGUGGUGCAACUGUCUAAAGAGACGUUCUACGAAGUCAACUUUGAUGAUGGUUCCUUCAGUGACAAUCUCUUCCCUGAAGACAUCGUGAGCCGAGACUGCGCUCAGCUUGGACCCCCACCGCAGGGGGAAGUGGUUCAGGUGCGAUGGACAGACGGCCUGGUGUAUGGGGCCAAAUUUGUGGCAGCUCAUGCCAUCCACAUGUACCUGGUGGAAUUCGAGGAUGGGUCGCAGCUAACAACCAAGAGAGAUGAUGUCUACGCUCUGGAUGAGGAACUCCCCAAGAGAGUCAAAUCCAGGCUGUCUAAAGCAUCAGACAUGAGAUUUGAUGGGAUCUUUGAAGAGAAGGAGAUCAUCCAGGAGUCAAAGAGACAGAGAGUGAUCAACUCACGUUAUAGGGGGGACUACAUAGAGCCUGUGAUUUACAGAGCCAUCAUGGAGUAAGCUCACUCCCUGUCUGCUCACCCACACGCCACCAGCACUGACGGGCUGAACUGUGCUCACUGUACCUUAACUUAGCAGCUAGCCACUGAGAGUGUAGCUCCAGAUGACUUCCUUCAGGACCCACUUUGGACUGUUCUCUAUUUUUACUUCUUAUUCAUUCAUCUUUGUCAAGUCAAAGAUAAUUCUAUUUGCUUGGUUUGAUUGCGAUCCAGGAAGCAGCAGUAUUUCUCGUUUGAGUUUUUCCACAGGACUCCACACAGUGCAGCAGGUUGGCGUCCAGCCCUGGCAGUACGUAGCUGUAGGAAGCACUCGAAAAGGGGCAUUUGUUCAGUAAAGUAGCAUUUUGACAGUAAGGCGCCUAUAAAAACAGGCUCGGCUGGAGUUCAACUUUAAACUACAGUAAUGUUAAAUGAAUUGCUGUUUAAAGGAUGAUAUUAGCGUCAUUUUAUUUCUUUUCUGCUGCCAUUAGUGCCUAUGAUACGGAACCUGAUAGGUGUCAAAGGUAAACGUUUUUAAUCAUUUGUACCCUCGUAUUUUAUUGUAAAUCGUAAAUUUGUAAAUGACUAAAUUGUGCCCUCAAAUGGCAGAAUUAAUUCUUUCAAAUUAACAUCCUUAUUGCAAUUAUUCACUUAGUUCCUGUCCCCUCCACUCUCUUUAAUUUUAUAACUAACUUGUGUGCCCAAAUGAUUCAUUUGAUUGGUUGAUUUGAAUUGAGUGCUGGAAUUAUCAAAAAUGUUUGGGGCUGCAACUAACAAUUAUUUUCACUGUCAAAUAAUCUGCCAAUUAUUUUCUCUAUCGAUUGAUUGUUUUGUCUAUACAAUGUCAGACAUUUGCGAAAAAUGCUCAUCACAAUUUCCCUGAGCUAAAAUUGACUUAUUCAAGUUUUUUUGACCAGCGUCAUUAUUCAGUUAUAAUAUAUAUAAUAAUAUAAAACAGAGAAAUGACGCACAUUGGAGAAGCUGGAACCAGUAACUAUUUGGCAUUUUUGUUUUAAAGAAUGACUAAAGCGAUUAAUGUUGAUUCAUUUUCUCUCGAUGACUAUCAGUUAAUCGACUCAGCCAUGCUAGUUUGAUUGAACACAACUUUAUUCAGGAAUAUGUACCAUGUGAACAUAAUAUAAACAAAAAUAUUUAGGCCUUAAAACUAGAUAUUGACAGGACAAGGCCACAACAUUACAGAAUAAUGCAGGACCCUAACAAAUUUACAAGUAAUCAAAUGACCACAAACGAAUGGACACACUGGUUUUUGGGGACACGGGGGGGUCUGCGGCCUCCGGGCUGUCGCUUUGCCCGCUUGGUAAUUAGGCCUUGCUGACUGGUACUGUCAAAUUUGAGUUCCAAACCUGACCCGAAACCCGGAGCUAUUCUUUGCUUGAUCUCACUGAUUACUGUUAGCUCGCCAGGCUAAACUGGCUACACCCUGCCUCUUUUGCUCUUCCCCCUGGGAACUGCGUAUCUACUUGCAACAUAGAUGAUCUGCGCAGUUAGAGAAAGAAAUUUCGAAAUAAAUUACAUUUGAAAAUAACCAUAUCAACACAAGCCCUAUCUCAACAACGAAAAAGGUCAGUGACCUCUUCAGUCAUCAGCUUCAUUACAAAGCGUUUAAUAACGCACAUCAUUGAAACAGGUAUUUUCCUAACACGAGUCAGUAAAGCUACAGUCUUUGGAAUCCAUCGACUCUUUACAGGCAGAAAUCAGAAAUCACUUCUCCUGGUUUGAUCCUUUUAAUUAAAGGAAUACUUCACCCACAAAGUUAGCAUCAGUUAGCUACUUGCCUCUGAUAGCCUGGACUGAUGCACAGGAUGUUUGUACUUCUUCAUGAUCCUUCACGAUAAACAACGUGGCAGCCAUUUCUUGCAACAAUGAAGUUACAGGUAGACUAUUUUUAACAGCAAACACACACACAAAAACACUCAGCGUACUGGGAAUGGUUUGACGUUUUUCUAUACUGUUACAGGUACAAUACCUGAGUUUCUGUGUCGAUACCAAAUCAAUACUUUUUGGAUACCUCACUAAUUGAAGACUUUUGCAGAUUUGUGCCCUUUUUGGGUGAAACUAAAGAAGUUCCUAAAUGUUGUCUUAACACAAGUAGUUGUACAAGAACUUUAAAAACUUUAAACUACAUCACCUAAAAUUAGCAAAAAUUUCACUUGUCAUCAGGAACUAUCUGAUCAAAGAAAUCUGACCCGAUAUUCACUGACAGCUUUUUGGUACUUGACAACUUUCAUUACUCGGUGCUGCAGACACAUUUUGGUUCCAGUCUGCAUAUUUGAGAGUUUAGAAAAUUCAGGGUUUUUAAACAAACAUUUUUUAUAAGGACUGGUUGAGCAUGGCUUUCAUUCAUGACCUUAGUAACAAUAGUGCGACUGAAUAGUCUUAUCUCAAAGGUCCACUUACUAGCUUUUACUGGAGCUUUCAACUGCAGUUUGGAGCUCUGAAAAAGCUUGAUAUUUUUAAAAAGUGUAACCAAGAUAUGUAUUGAGCAGACAUUGACAUUUUACAGUGUAAAACUAAAUCUAGGUUUGAUACGCAGUUUUGGACAAAUUGAGCACACAAGCAGAACACUGCAAACCUGGCAUGAGCAAUUUAAAAGUUUUCACUGAGCAGUUUUUCAUAUUGUUUUGCUGUUUGAAAGAAUCUCCCGACAACUUCAGUAUGUCAAGAAACUGCUAACACUUGUCAGUAGACACUUUUUCCAGACUACAUGAUUGUAACAAAUGGAUACAAAAAUAAUAAUAUAUGGAUGAAGUAUUUCUUUAAGUGGCAGCAAUGCCAUUUAAACCACUGAUUAUGAACUAUUUACUGCAUUCCUUUACAUUUAAUGUAGUACAACUGAAUAUAGCUUUUACAUGUUGACUUGUUUUUACCAGCCUAUUUAUUAAGGUGCUUUGAGAAAGUAACCUCUGCAUUAGACAUGAAUCUGCAGUAAUACUGCGGAGGCUGAGGUUGAUGAUGGUAUGUUCUAUUUUUUCUACAGUAUAUAGAUGAAUUUUAAAGAAUCCAUUCAGAUUUUUAAUGCGCUUUAUCUACCCAGUUUUUUCCUCACUCUUCUACUGAAAGUUGUGCAUUGCACUUUUAUUUAAGUCCAGUUUGCGAGGACAUUUGAAAAGCUGUGUGCUGCCAUUGCUAAUUUGUUAAAAAUCUGUUUUAGAAUGGUAAUUGUACAUUUAGAAAACGUUUUAAGGAUUGUGCGCCCUUCCCUCUUGGCCAAGCUCAUUGAUCACAUUGCACUUGCUACUGGGCCACGGUGGCCUUCAGAUGUCAUCAUUUGCCUGUGAACUUGUUCUUGUUGUGGUGUGAGACUGCAGACAGAGGAACGCUAGUUUUGUAGUUAGCCGUUGCCAAUUCAAAGACCCUGCUUUCAUCAGUCCAUUGGAGAAUACAUUUAUUUUAUUCAUAAAAUAUCGACAGAGUUGUACAUGGGGAGGGGGGGUUUUCUAUUCUAUUUUAUUGCGUUGUUUUGUAAAACAUGUUCUACGUGUAUUUUCACAGAAACCUGUGAAGUGUAAAUGUCAUGUGGUCUAUUUUAAGAUGUUACCUGUUGACCCAGGAGACGAGCUGUCCGUUCUUGUUGUCUCUGGAAAUAACUGAACCUCCAGAUUAUCAUUCAAGCAUUUUGUAAAAUUUGUUUGUUUCAGUAAAGAAAUUUGCUUCAGCGCUA
Siniperca chuatsi (mandarin fish) is the source of this 6999-nucleotide messenger RNA. RefSeq names its product lysine (K)-specific demethylase 4A, genome duplicate a (gene kdm4aa). The transcript has 22 exons. Gene Ontology annotation, biological process: chromatin remodeling. Gene Ontology annotation, cellular component: nucleus. NCBI's taxonomy places the organism in Eukaryota, Metazoa, Chordata, Actinopteri, Centrarchiformes, Sinipercidae. Gene Ontology annotation, molecular function: histone H3K9 demethylase activity; histone H3K36 demethylase activity. The record is from RefSeq and is a predicted model, not a curated record. The coding region runs from base 178 to 3339 and encodes 1053 amino acids.